CAAGGGUAUAGGGAAUAUUUCCCGGCUCUACGUACAUAAUUUUAGAUCGCCCGCGUGAACACCCGAAUAUCCCGCCACGAGUAAUCGCUUUCCAUGUAUAUUACGAGCCCAUGCUUACAAUGUGCUUUUAUCGCUUGUUUAUAGCCAAUGGACUGUUGGCCGAAUAACGAGCGUAUCUACACGGUGUAAUACCCGGAUUCAACUUUGCGUUCACAUACAUGACAACACCUUUUCGGUCAUUGUUUCGCUGUGAUAAAAAUAAACAAAACAUGGAAGAAUGGUUGAAUGCACAAAAAAUACAGAUGGAAAAGGAUCCCCAGGAUAAUCCUGGAACUGCCGAAUUAAUAGGAAUUAAUAUUCAUCAGUGGUAUGCAACUAAUCAUGCUAGACCUAUGUAUUGUAAUGUCUGCAGAGAUGCUCUGUAUGGUGUUACUUCCCAUGGUUUAAGUUGCGAAGUCUGUAAAUACAAAAUACACAAGAGAUGUAGUGCAAAAGCAAUAAACAAUUGCAAGUGGACCACCCUAGCAUCUAUUGGAAGAGAUAUCAUUGAGGACCAAGAUGGAAACAUCACGAUGCCACAUCAGUGGAUGGAAGGAAACUUGUCAGUGUCCUCAAAAUGUUUUGUCUGUGAAAAGACAUGUGGCUCUGUACUUAGACUUCAGGAUUGGCGGUGUUUAUGGUGUAGAGCAACUGUACACACAGCAUGCAGACCUGCCAUAAGUAUUAAAUGUCCGCUAGGACCAGUAAAACUUAGUGUAGUUCCUCCCACGGCUUUGUAUUUAGGUAGUGAUGAUGCCUGGGAAGUUGUUAGACCUACAGGGUGCAGUCCACUUUUAGUAUACGUAAAUAGUAAAUCUGGUGACAAUCAAGGUGUUAAGUUUCUUAGGAGGUUUAAACAGUUACUAAAUCCCGCACAAGUAUUCGAUCUUAUAAAAGGAGGACCAGGUCCAGGAUUAAGAUUGUUCCGUCACUUUAAUCCGUUCCGGAUUCUAGUAUGCAGUGGAGAUGGAUCCGUGGGAUGGGUACUUUCAGAAAUUGAUCGACUUGGAAUGAAUAAGCAAUGUCAGGUUGGAGUAUUACCUUUAGGAACAGGAAAUGACUUAGCACGUGUAUUAGGCUGGGGGUCGUCGUGCGAUGAUGACACGCACUUACCUCAAUUAUUAGAAAAAUAUGAAAAAGCAGGUACAAAGAUGCUAGAUCGAUGGAGUAUUAUGACAUUUGAACGUAUGUCUCUGACAACUUGCAAAACCAGUUUACAUCAAGAUGAUUACUCUAGAAAACCGAGCGUAGCUCAUCAGUAUGAGGACAGUGUUCUUGCUCAUAUAACAAAUAUUUUGCAAUCUGAUGAAGAAUCCGUAAUUAUAUCUAGUGCCAAAGUUUUAUGUGAAACAGUAAAAGAUUUCGCAUCACAUAUACUGAAAGUCAGUCUAAACACAGGGGACCAAGAUUUGAGAGAAAAAUGUGAAGUACUUCAGCAGAAGCUUGAACUAUUAGUACAGACAUUAUCAAAGGAAGAGAGUUAUUUCUCUGAUAACACAGAAGAUACUGAUACUUUAAAACUUGAAGCUUUGAGUAGUAACCAAGACGACGAUAAUUUAGAAAAACCAUUAAAAGAUAUAACAAAUGUAAAAAGAGGUACAAAAAAGCGUUAUAUAGAAAGAGAUACAGUAAUGUCUAGAGCAAAUAGCUUGAAGAGAGCUAUUAGGAGAUUAGUAGAACAUACAGAAGUGACCAUCGACGAACAAAACAACUCAUCGGAUGAAAAGCAAAGUAGUAAGAUGCCAAACAUCACCAUAACAUCCGAUUCUUCGAUAAAUACUGCGACAAAUAAAAAACAGCAAUUGGAUAUUCGCAGCUUAUUACAAACAGACCAAGUUGACAACAUUAGUUUAAUGCCAACUAUAGAAUCAGGUAGCAGCGUCGAGAUUUCACCUUGUCCAAGUCCUACUCCUAAUGUCGCGCGUUUGAGUCCAAUGCCGGACUUACGAAGAGAUUCACAAGCUGAGGAACUACUAACUCUACCCGCACCUGACGGAUUCGCUGACAGUAGGCGAAACAGUGAAAACAUUUUACGAAGUACUUUCAGUUUUGAUGUGCCCAUAAUACAAACUACCGGUCAGCAAGAAAUACAAGCAGCUACUAAAGACAAUGUUUUGUUAUUCGAACCUACACAGAUAGAAUCUUCUGAUAUUCCAAUAACCGUCACAAAGACUAUAGAUACAAGUACACCAUCAGAUGACGCAACCAUGCAAGACGCAAUUAUUUCUCCUGAUACAGAUUCAAUUCAUUCUAGAAAUAUCUCGCUAGAACAAACGUACAGGUCGACAGCAUUUAAAUGUACUGAACCUAGAGGUAGCUGUACUAACAGCAUUAUUAGUACAGACAGUAUGGUUUCUGAAACCUUGGAUUCUAAAAGUUAUACCGUUCGUAAUAGCGAAAGUGAAAUUGAAAAUAUAGACAGCGAUAUCUUUGAUUCUACGAAGAGAUCCGAGAGCUCGGAAAUCGGUCAUAUCGAUUCGCCAGACAAUUCGGAUAUGCUUUUGAGUGAAGCGCAAUAUUCAGAAAGCGGCUUAGAAGAUUUGAGUUCCCUCAGACAGGAUGUAAUUAGUGCUAUAAUGGGCGAGAAAUAUGAUUCUGUUAGAGAAGGUUUAGAAAUGGAGGAACCGCAAAAAUCUUUUGGUUUAGCUCAUUUUGAUGCAAUGAAUGAUAUUGCGAGAAAAUCUUUCAAGAGAAAAAAUAUAAGAACGGAGGAAAUGGUAAAUAAAUAUAAAACUGACGGUUUUACAACAUGUGUACGUCUAUCGGGAAUGAAGUCGGAACCUGUGGAAACAAAUAUAAUUUCUGAAGCUAGGUUUGAAAAUAUUGAGAAAGAAAAAGUAUCGACUUUGUUAAGUCCUGUGUGCUGCUUCACCGUCACAUCGGAUAAAACACAGCUGGAGGAAAAAUGUUCGGCGAUUUUUCCACCGCAGAUUAGUGUUAUCAUCGAUCCACCAAGCCCAUCUUUGUCAAUUGAAAGUCAUCAUAAACUUAACUUAGAUUACAGACUAGAUCCUCAUAAUAAACAAUACUGUAGCGGCGAUAGUAUGGAAAGAUUAAGCGUGGAGUUGCCCGACACGGGCUUUUCUCCGCAAGGCACACGGCGUAUCAGUAGCAGCAGUUUGUUGAAGGAGGUUGUGUCGUUGGCAGCAAGCACCGCUCGUCUAGGUGGUUCAAGUGUUAGCUUACGCUCCGGUCGAGAAAGAUCGAAAUCUAUGGAAAAAACAGAGAAAAAACUUCCAAUAAUAAAUCCUUUAGUCCGAUUGCCUAUGUGGCCACAUGUAAGUGUUGGAGUUGGUCUUGUUAGUCAAGCGUUACUGGCAAAUGCAGAUGCUCUGUGCGCGGCAGUAUCGCCAUUAAUGGACCCGGACGAAUCAUUAAUGGAAGGUUACUACGAACGAUGCGUCAUGAAUAAUUAUUUUGGAAUCGGCAUAGACGCAAAAAUUACUCUCGACUUUCAUAAUAAAAGAGAAGAACAUCCCGAAAAAUGUCGAUCUCGAGCUAAGAAUUAUAUGUGGUACGGCGUCUUGGGAUCUAAGGAAUGGUUGCAAAAGACUUAUAAAAAUCUUGAACAAAGAGUUCAGCUAGAAUGUGACGGUCAAAGAAUACCAUUGCCUUCUUUACAAGGAAUUGUUGUAUUAAAUAUACCAAGUUUUAUGGGUGGUACGAACUUUUGGGGUGGUUCAAAGGAAGGAGAUAUAUUUCUAGCACCAUCAUUUGAUGAUCGCAUUUUGGAAGUGGUGGCGGUUUUUGGAUCUGUUCAGAUGGCUGCUUCACGACUCAUUAAUCUACAGCAUCACAGGAUAGCUCAAUGUCAGACUGUUCAGAUUAAUAUCUUGGGAGAAGAAGGUGUUCCUGUACAGGUUGAUGGUGAAGCUUGGAUUCAACCACCUGGCAUUAUAAGAAUUAUACAUAAGAAUCGCAUGCAGAUGCUUUAUAGAAAUAGAGCGCUUGAAACUUCGCUGAGAACGUGGGAAGAAAAGCAACGUAACUCAAUAACCACUGUACCUCAAUCUUCUUCCACUAUAUUACAGUCACAACCUAAAGCACAGUUGCAAAUAUGUAAUAAGCCUUCUCAGCUGAACGAUGAGGAGCUUAAUAUUCUACUUAAUUUCAUUGAGGCGGUAACGACUUUGGUAAAGUGGGUAAAAUUGCUAAUUAUAUCAAAUCCAAGUCUAGAACCAGAUCUGUAUCAAAUUGCUUCGCGAACAGCAAAUGCUCUUGAACAAGUGCAUCCAGACGGGAAAAUCUUAGAAGGGAUAAGUUUAAGACCUGUGGUAACCGAAUUGGUAUCAAGCGCACGACAAUUAUAUGAAGAAUCUUGUGAGCUGCUUCGCAAUAAAGCUCAUAACUUGAAAUUACGAGAGGAUCUGGAAAACAAGCUGUCCCUGUCUCUAGCUAGCAUGGAACAAGAAUUACGAAAGUGUAUCUUUGACGUAGGAGGUACAGAAUUGGUUUAUUUGCAAAAUGUUCCCGCAGAUGAUCAGAGCGAUAAAAAAAAUCGUCAUCGAGGGUUGUUCUGGUUAAAGUUUCGUCGAUUUGCCGGCCAAUCGAGCGGUACAGGAAAUCUGGCGCGUGAUCAAGUGACCACAUGGAGCGUGCAGGAAGUGUGCACUUGGUUGGAGAAUCUGCAGUUAGGAGAAUACGCCGACAAAUUCGUGUCUCAUGAUAUACGCGGUAGAGAGCUGUUAACUCUAGCUCGUCGAGAUCUAAAAGAGCUAGGCAUCACCAAGGUGGGACAUGUAAAACGCAUCUUACAAGCCAUCAACGACCUCAACAAUUGAGCUACAUGUCGCGUUCAUGUAGAAAUGUUAGGUUCGUAUCUCUGCGAAACAAGGAAUACGAUAUUAUAUAAUUAUUAGUAUUUACCAGUAUAAGUAUGAUUAAUUUUUGACUCUCUUUCAAAGAUAUUACAUUGUAUAAAUUACAAUUUAAUGUAAUAUUGUUCUGCGCAUAGCACUGCAUUACAUUAAUGCAACAACAUAAUCUUUUAAAACGAUGUCUUGUUACACAACAUAUAAUGACACAAAUCUCAAGCGCAUAAAAAAAGAACAUACAUACGUAAUUGUUAAAUUUGGAAGUCACUUUCAUGUUUCUUGAAUUAAAGAUAAAAACAUAAUAAUGCAAUGCAAUUAAAGUGCAUGACAUUCACAAACAUAUACUGAUGUAAACUGUAUACUCACAUAUGUUCUCUCUAUUUGAACAUACAAAAUUAGUAUAAAUCUGAAAUAAAUACUUUCCUUUCUUUUCAAACAUAUAUUAAAAUAAAAAGAAAUUGUUUUAAAAUUACACAUAACUUUCGUGAUUAUGUACAUUCUGAGUACUGUAUAAAAGUCAAAGGUAAGGUUAUUAUAGUUGUACUAUCAUAGCUUGACAAAUUACAUAUUAUCUCCCCUUACGGAAAAAACGUUCAACUGAUUGACCUUAACGUACGAAAUCACAUUCAACUUGACCGUAAACGCUCAAAAUUGAACGUAUAACGCUGAAUAUUGAAAGUUUAUAGUCAAGUUGAACGUGAUUUCGUACGUUACGGUCAAUAGUUGAACGUUUUUUCCGUAAGAGAUCUCUCAGAGAAGUUACACACAUUUGUUUCUUUUCUCUAAUAAUAAAACUUAUGAGGUCUUUCUUUCCCUCUUUCUGUGCACACGCUAU
This is a messenger RNA of Pseudomyrmex gracilis, 5688 nucleotides long. RefSeq names its product diacylglycerol kinase eta. NCBI's taxonomy places the organism in Eukaryota, Metazoa, Arthropoda, Insecta, Hymenoptera, Formicidae. Gene Ontology annotation, molecular function: ATP-dependent diacylglycerol kinase activity; protein binding. The record is from RefSeq and is a predicted model, not a curated record. The transcript has 22 exons. The coding region runs from base 219 to 4820 and encodes 1533 amino acids. Gene Ontology annotation, biological process: lipid phosphorylation; diacylglycerol metabolic process; intracellular signal transduction.